CCUAAAGACACGAUUUCCCCCAUUUCAAAUCGCACCCUCUCUCUAAUACUUUAUGCGGCCGAGAGAUUAAAAACCCUAGUUUUCGUGGUAGAUAUUAUCCCUAAUUCCUCUAUCAUCUUCCUUACCCACCUCCUGAAUCUACCUUCUUCCUCUCCUUUUCAAGCUUCUGUAUCGAUUUGUCAUCACAAACGUCCAUAUCACACGCACCUACUCACAAACCUCCAUAUCAUUUUCCGACAUGCGAGGAAACAACAAACCAGAUCACCGCCUCCCACCGAGGCUGUUCACCACAGACCGGUCCCCCAGCGGUCGACUCAACAUCUAUUCCAAACCGGACCUUCUAGCUUUCAUACAGCAUGUUCUCCGGGGCACCAAGGAGCUCCAGUACAUCAGGGAGUCUUGUUUUGGAAAGUUAUUUGAGCUCCCAACACGUCAAUGUCCUGUCUCGUGUAAAAUAAUAUACACCUUUCUGUCCAGACAACUAAUUGUGGAGGACAAACACACACUCUGGUCAGUCUUUCGAAGCGAUCCCAUCCGUUUCGGCCUCCAAGAGUUCGGUACAAUCACAGGUUUGCCGUGUGGAGAUUUUCCGGCAGGGUACAACACUGAAUUGGAAGACCAGAGCAAAGUUCACAAAGAUCCUGACUGGAUCAAGCUGAUCGGAAAAAAAGAGAUACACCACCAUUGCUGAUCUACGCCACAAGCUCGAGACUGACAAAACGAUGUCAGGGAUGAAGAAGCUGCGCCUAGCUCUAAUAAUAAUUGUUGAUGGUGUUCUCAUCGCUCAUCAACAAACCCCACUGGCCUACUCUGAAGUAAGUAAAAAUGGUUCAGGACGUCGACGCUUUCUGCCUACACCCUUGGGGCAGAGAGUCUUUCCUCAAGAAUAUUACCUGCAUGAAACCUCCCAAGUCCAUCCCUCUGAAAUGCGAGGACCCUAUUGCAACGCUUGUUGAUCUUUUGAAGCAAGAAACUUUCAGGCUCAAGGGAUUCCCCCUAGAAUUACAACUCCUUGCAUUUCAAGCCGUUUCGGAACUGCAGUCCAUAAUCCCAACCCCCUUAGACUCGCUCUCAAUCAUGCAACUCGAAGAACCUCAUCUUCAUGUUUACCCGAAGAUUAGCUACCUUGAUAUACUACGCGUGGAAGCUGUUGAGAAUCUUGCUGUUACAUCAUUGAUACCAAUACAAAGCCAACCUCAACCAGGAUGGGGAGUUUGGCCCGACGUUGUUGCUGAUGAACGCCUAACGUACAUGGAGAACCUCGUAGAGAACCACCACCAAUUCAAGAAGCAUCUAUGGCCGGGUGGAGACACUUCCACACCCAUGCUCAUCUACAAACCUCCCGAGGAGGAACCAAAAAACGAGGAGACAAGCUUCCAAAAAUGCUUUGAGACCGAGGAAGCCCUUAAACAAACCACCAUUGUGCCGAAACCAGAGAAGGAUCAGCAACUGCUUUCUCAUAACUGGUUCAACCAGCAAUUCAAACGAUCAGAUGAUGGAAAUGCUUUCUAACCUUUCUACGCAAGUUUCCAAACUACAGAAGGAGACUAAGCUGAUACGCCAACUCAUCAAACGCACGAAGUCUCGAACCCACAGCAAGCGUUCUGCCUUCCACUCUCUCAUUGGUGGUUCCCACAAACGCCAAUUCUCACAUAGAGGAUGUCAGACUGACCCUACAGAGCAGUCAACAGAGGAAGUACCUAACAAGACGUCCCCUAUGGAGGAAGAUCGUAUUGCAUGCACCUCCCCUAUUGUCAGCCAAUAUGCAGCUCAGCUUUACGGCCAACCUUCCAGCGAGCCAUCCCUGUUCCACACAACACAUCUCCCUGCAGAGUCCGAACACACCACUCCCGAACACAUUACACCCGUACACACCACUCUUGUACACAACACACCCCAACACACCUCACCCGAACACACCCCCACUAAACACAACCCUAAUUCUCCUAUAAUCCAUAACUCCCCCGUAUUCAAGACCAGCAACCACGCCUCCCUCGUCAAUAACCAAGCCGUACACACUACACCCAUCUCAGAUACUCCUUCAGGCACACCUCCCUUCUUGAGGUCUCCGUCUUCUCCACCUGCCAUCUAUGAUGCAACUGAUCAUCGUAAUAGCCCCCCCCCUUCCACCACCUCCUAUUCCAAGGUAGGGAAAUCUUCGAGCCCAUCAGUCCUGAUCCCCCAUCACUGAAUAAUCCUAGAUACGACACAUCAACCCACCGAGCUACGCCUAAACCUCCACUACACCCCAUCACACCAGAGACUUCUCCAACUAAGAGUAGCGGAUUUGCUGAACAUGCCUCAUCUGUCAAUGCCUUCGUUUCUACCGCUACAUCAAAACGAACCUCCCUCCCAAUCUUGAACGUGGAACUAAGUCAUGUACUGUUUUUUGGCUUUUUUUCUAUUGGAGAACCUCUACUAAGUGCCUUCAUUCACUUGAGUGCAGGAAAAUCUAGAUGACGAGGAUGUUGUUGAACUUAGCGACUCCUCCCCUGCAAAGCCAACUCCAAGACAUCAGCCAUCAGAUGAGGAAUGCCACCUAGCAGAAGAACUCUUCAAAUGCCCUUUUAUUCCAGCACUAGCCUCAUCACUCCGCAACCGCAGCAACAGUGGGACCUCUUCCACUCGACUCUGACAGCUAAUAAGCAAGUCUUCCACAUUACUCCGUCCCAAUUUGACUUCUCCAACAAAUUCUUACUGGAAAUAGCGCAGCGCCAGAAAUGGGUUACCACAUUUCACAUGGAAAUUUUGAUGUACAUGCUUGCUGAAAGGCACAGAGAGCUGCUUGGUCGAGAGAAGCUUGCUUUCACAACACCCUAUAUAGCAUCCGGGAUUCAGGAGGUAUACAAGAGGUUCAAGAAAUUGGCAAGGAAAGACCGAUUCCAAUGGGAAGACCGUCUGACUGAGUUGGUGCUUCAGCCAGGAAAGAAAUGGAUGGAAGAUGUGUUCACUAUAUAUACUCCUAUGAUCUGGGCAGAUAGACACUGGGUGGGACUAGCUAUAAAUCUUGAUAUGGGCUAUGUUGAUAUCUUCGACCCACUCCCGACGUUGUAUGAUGAUAAGAAGGUUGUGAAGUUCAUGGAGCCCAUCCUCACUUCACUGCCCUACCUCGUCAAGAAGGUUGCUAAACCACAACAAACUCAGUUUCGUGGACUCAAGCCUUUUCAUUGGCAGAGGAUGACCAGAAGCUACAUAAAUGAGCGGUCGGGUGAUUGUGGUCCAGUCAGCAUCAAGUUUAUGGAGCUACACUCUCACGGUGAUCCUCUUCAAUACAUGUUAGGAAUCACUGACGGGACCGUUGAUGAUCUACGCAAACAGUAUGCUAUGGAUGUCUACAAAACCAUCAUCCUACCUGCUUAUCACACUCCAACAUUCGGUUGAUCCCAAUUCCAUUUACUCACUUCUCUAUUAGCGGUAGCAUGAAACUUGCUCUAUGCAACUUUUUUCUGUUUCGGAUGGUGUUGCUUUUUCUAGACUUUUGCUUGGAUGUUGUGGUUGGAGAAACUAGAUAAUCAUACUGUAAUAUAUUAUGUUUAUGUCGUUGAUACAAUUGUUCUUUUGGCUAGUUGUUUCUGUCU
Brassica oleracea var. oleracea is the source of this 3578-nucleotide messenger RNA. RefSeq lists its product as uncharacterized. Gene Ontology annotation, molecular function: cysteine-type peptidase activity. Gene Ontology annotation, biological process: proteolysis. NCBI's taxonomy places the organism in Eukaryota, Viridiplantae, Streptophyta, Magnoliopsida, Brassicales, Brassicaceae. The transcript is spliced from 6 exons. The record is from RefSeq and is a predicted model, not a curated record. Bases 2533 to 3381 code for a protein of 282 amino acids.